UUUAUCUAAUGCGAAUUACAUCGACGCCGCCACCCAGAGUUUCAUCCUUCAUCUAUUUUCUAUACUCUCUUUCCUUUUCCAUUUCCAAUGCCAUCUUUCUCUUUCUUAAGAACAUUCAGGCUCUCUCUUUUUCCGCCUUAUCCCCCAAUUGCAACUGCAACCCUCCAUUCUCAAUCUCAUUCUCAACCUCACUCUCACCAUCAUCACCAUCAUCACCAUGAUGCUGUUGCCUCAUUCAAUCGCAUGCUUCUUAUGCGCCCUCCCCCACCCACCUUCCAUUUUGACAACAUUCUGAGUUCCCUUGUCAAGAACAAGCAUUAUCUCACUGUCAUUUCCCUUUUUAAACAAUUCCAAUCAAAUGGGGUUACACCUAACCUUUGUACUCUGAACAUCCUCAUAAACUGUUUUUGCCAUCUGUCUCACAUCACUUUUGCUUUUUCUGUAUUCGCCAACAUUCUCAAGAGGGGUUAUCAUCCAAAUGCAAUUACCCUCACCACACUCAUCAAAGGCCUCUGUUUUUGUGGGGAGAUUAAAAGAGCACUGUACUUUCACGAUAAGGUCGUAGCUCAAGGGUUCCAGUUGGACCAAGUCAGUUAUGGGACAUUGAUCAAUGGUUUGUGCAAAGCAGGAGAGACAAAGGCUGUCGCACGGUUACUGAGGAAGCUGGAAGGACACUCGGUUAAACCUGAUGUGGUAAUGUACACUACAAUAAUUCAUUGCUUAUGCAAAAAUAAACGCGUAGGAGAUGCCUGUGAUUUGUACUCUGAGAUGAUUGUUAAGGGAAUUUCCCCGAAUGUUUUCACCUACAAUACUCUGAUCCAUGGCUUUUGCAUCAUGGGUAAUUUGAAAGAAGCAUUUUCCUUGUUGAAUGAAAUGAAAUUGAAAAACAUCAACCCGGAUGUUUAUACCUUUAACAUAUUGAUUGAUGCAUUAGGAAAGGAAGGUAAGAUGAAAGAAGCAUCUUCCUUGAUGAAUGAAAUGAUAUUGAAAAACAUCAACCCGGAUGUUUAUACCUUUAACAUAUUGAUUGAUGCAUUAGGCAAGGAAGGUAAGAUGAAAGAAGCAUCUUCCUUGAUGAAUGAAAUGAUAUUGAAAAACAUCAACCCGGAUGUUUAUACCUUUAACAUAUUGAUUGAUGCAUUAGGCAAGGAAGGUAAGAUGAAAGAAGCAUUUUCCUUGUUGAAUGAAAUGAAAUUGAAAAACAUCAACCCCAGUGUUUGUACCUUUAACAUAUUGAUUGAUGCAUUAGGCAAGGAAGGUAAGAUGAAAGAAGCUAAAAUUGUGUUAGCUAUGAUGAUGAAAGCAUGUAUUAAGCCUAAUGUUGUUACUUAUAAUUCUCUAAUAGAUGGAUACUUCUUGGUUAAUGAAGUAAAACACGCAAAGUAUGUAUUCCAUUCUAUGGCUCAAAGGGGAGUGACACCUGAUGUUCAGUGCUAUACUAUCAUGAUUAAUGGGUUAUGUAAGAAAAAAAUGGUAGAUGAAGCUAUUAGUCUCUUUGAAGAAAUGAAACACAAAAAUAUGUUUCCUAAUAUUGUGACUUAUACUUCACUUAUUGAUGGUCUGUGCAAAAAUCAUCAUCUGGAGAGGGCAAUUGCAUUAUGCAAGAAAAUGAAAGAGCAGGGAAUUCAGCCAGAUGUAUACUCAUACACAAUACUUCUUGAUGCACUGUGCAAGGGUGGAAGACUUGAGAAUGCAAAGCAGUUUUUCCAGCAUCUUUUGGUUAAAGGCUAUCAUCUGAAUGUUCGGACAUAUAAUGUUAUGAUCAAUGGGCUUUGUAAAGCGGGCCUGUUUGGUGAUGUGAUGGAUUUGAAGUCAAAAAUGGAAGGCAAAGGUUGCAUGCCCGAUGCUAUAACUUUUAAAACAAUUAUUUGUGCCCUAUUUGAAAAAGAUGAAAAUGAUAAGGCAGAGAAAUUCCUCCGAGAAAUGAUUGCUAGAGGCCUACUGGAAGUGUAAAACUAGAUGCGAUGGUUUCCAAUUAUUAUUGAAUAAAUAGUUCAUUCAUAACAACAAAUAUUCAACCGUUCAUUUUUUCUGAUUUAUAUAAACUUUUUAUACCCAUUCCCAUUUGCUUAUAGAUACAAUCCUGUACAUAUGACUCAACUUCACUAGUCUACUUGUGGCAUUUUUAUUUGCAUUUUCCCUUUCAAUUUUGAUUUGCAUGUGAGCUUUGGGUUAAUUUACCAUCAGUUUGCUUUCUUCUCUUAUUUUACUAGGAUAUUUUUUUAUCAUUCUGCAUGUGUUGAUUGUGUUCAACACAUAGUUCAACAAAUUUUUUAAAGCUUUGCCAGUUCCCACUUCAUUUUUUUUAUCAGACUCUAUCAUUGAUAGGAUGAAAAUUGUGCAUUGUAUUGCUUUGGCAAUAUCUUAUAGAACUACAAGCUGAGAGUUUGUAUUUGGUACUUGUUUAUAAAUGCCAUUGCCAGGAGCAUGGCAACGAGGAUAUGAUGGUUAACUUUGCAUAUAUUCAAUAACCAUAAUCAGUUUUUGUUUACAAUCAAAAUCAUUGUAUCGAGUGUCACUAAAUUUUUCACUUUGCGAAGAAUGUUUGAAUUCAUUUAUCAUGUGGUGCAUCCAACCAAUUUGCGCUUUAAGCUACCUAGCUUUGUGAGCUGAGGAACGGGCUUUGAUUAGGUAAGGAUUUCAUUGUCAGUUCCUGACAAUUCACUUUGCAAGGAAUGUGCUAAUUUCAUUGUCAAUAGACCCACAGUCUUGGGGCAUGAGUCUUGUGAAAUUGUAGAUGAUGUUGCACUGAAUCAGUUGGCUUUGUAGCCUGGAAUCAGUUGCCCAAGAUGCCAUUUCUAUAAAGUUGGCUGCAAUAAUCCCUGUCCCCUGAUAGAAUCUUCAUUCUACUUCCUCUGCAUAAACCACAGUUCUUGUGCCAAUAAGGUAAUUCUUUUUUACCACACAAGGAACCUUACUAUGCCUUUAAAUGUUGCCUAAAGUUAACUUAUUUCUAAAUGAAGUCCAUAAAGAAGUGUGAGGUUCAAUAUACUGUUGUUUGUAGCCUUGACAUAUCCUAUGGCAUGCUUUUAUGAUGAAGCUGUUGAGGAGCAUGUUGGUAAGAAAUGCCAUGAUGGGCAUGGUGAUGUUGAUGAUGGUGAAGACCAGAAUGAUUUUGUGGACAUUUUGCUUUCGAUUCAAGAGACUAACACCACAGAUUUCCAGAUUGAUAGAGCAUUCGUCAAGACUUUGGUCAUGCCAUGUUUCUCCACCCUGCAUUGUAGUAUAUUCUGAUAGGACAUAGUUAAUGCUUGGGCAAUUUCAACUGACCCUUCAUAUUGGGACCAACCUCUAGAGUUUCAACCAGGGAGAUUCUUGAAGAGUUCAUUGGAUAUCAAAGGACAUGAUUUCGAAUUGAUCCGAUUUGGAGCUAGAAGAAGGGGUUGUCCAGGAUUAGGCUUUGCCAUGGCUUUGAAUGAGGUAGUCCUUGCAAACAUUGUGCACCAGUUUUAUUGGGCAGUGCCUGGUGUAGUGGUGGAGGGAACAGACAUUGGAUAUGUUUGAAACUACUGGAUUGAUUGUUCACAAAAAGUUAACCUCUUGUGACAUUUUCAUCACCUUAUGUGUAACAAUAUUUUUUUUAACUAAAAGAAUUGAACUUACUACUAGAAGUUUACUACAACUGAUGCUCAUUGCUCAAAACAUUUAUAAUAAUUCAUGCAAAUUGUUCAAUCAA
This is a messenger RNA of Glycine soja, 3676 nucleotides long. RefSeq names its product pentatricopeptide repeat-containing protein At1g63330-like. Bases 88 to 1953 code for a protein of 621 amino acids. The record is from RefSeq and is a predicted model, not a curated record. Gene Ontology annotation, molecular function: protein binding. The transcript is spliced from 2 exons. Lineage: Eukaryota; Viridiplantae; Streptophyta; Magnoliopsida; Fabales; Fabaceae.